Molecule: messenger RNA, 2849 nt
Organism: Lineus longissimus
Lineage: Eukaryota; Metazoa; Nemertea; Pilidiophora; Heteronemertea; Lineidae
Product: sialoadhesin-like
Exons: 13
Coding region: 1-2811 (936 amino acids)
Biological process (GO): cell-cell adhesion
Cellular component (GO): plasma membrane; cell-cell junction
Molecular function (GO): cell adhesion molecule binding
Source: RefSeq, a predicted model, not a curated record
AUGUCAAAUGAAAACAAAUACAAGAGGUUCUUUAGCUCAGUAAAACUAUGUCCAUUGUAUACUGUGAGUGUUUCACCACUCAAACCUGCAAUCGGAAGUACAUUCACCCUCAACUGUUACAUACCCAAUCCAAGUGGGUUUACUGUGAAGUGGUUAAAGAGGAAUGAUACUUCAUCUCCAGCUGUAGAUGUAGUAACAGCGAAUAAGUUGGGAUGCCAUGCUCCAAGUAACCCACGCUCCAGUUGGAGCAGCUGUAGUCCACCAAGCAUCUCAUCACCAACAAAGACAUUCAAUCUACAAGUCACCGAUGCUCAGCCUUCUGAUUCUGCUUACUGGAUUUGUACGGAUAUUGGUCUAAGCUGCGACAGUAACCCAGUCAAGCCAGUGGUGCAAGCGCCCCCAGGCACGCCACAGAUCACCGGUUUCCCAUCUGGACCAGUCAUUGCUGGAGCACAGCUCAACUUGAAGUGUGUGGCCUCGCCUCCUGGAGAUACCUACGAUUGGUACAAAGAUGGUACAAAGGUUACAACAUCAUCGAGUUACGACUUCCAAGUGACAAAAGAGAGUGCUGGUGUUUACAAAUGUGUGGCGAGAAAUGAUGUCGGGUUUGGUCCAAGUAGUGACAAGACAUUAGUCGUUUAUUACAAACCUGAUUCCGUGGUCGUGUCAUCGGGAAAGACCUCGUCCUAUGCUGGGGAGAAGGACAAGUUCACCUGCACAGUCUCUGGCGGCAACCCGACCCCGACCGUGAAGCUCUAUUUCAAGAGGUCAGGCGGAACACCAGUAGAGGUCACCCAAGGUCAAGACAAGGUGAUGGCUAAAGAAGACAACCAGGCUGAGUACUACUGCGAGGCGAAGGUCACUGGGUAUCCCGCCCUCGAUAUGACUUCAAGCAGGAAGACAUACAGCGUAAAAUUUUCAAACACCAAGGUUUCGUUUCUCAAUAACCCGACCGCUGCUGUCCAGGUUGGUCAGGAAAAGAAGUUCACAUGUGAGACGGAUGAGAGUAACCCAGUUACCUACAUCAAGUGGUAUCAACAUAGUACUGGUUCUUCGUGGCGAAAUGUCACAACCGGAAUAUCAUCAUCCGAGAGGAAUGGUGCGUAUGGUGGAAAGAUCAGGAUCAGUGAGUGGUCUGUAACUGCAACAAAGGCAAUGAAUGGUGCAACGAUAAGAUGUGCGUCCAUCUACUCCCUGACUGGUCAUAAGUCUAUGACGAAUGCCGAUACUACAAUGUAUGUAAAAUUUCGCCCAUCAAAGAUAACUAUGCCAAAGAGACCACCAGCUGCGAUCCACGAGGAGAACCCGAUCAUGAUCAUCUGUGAGACAGACAGUGCCAACCCAGUAGCGAAUAUCCAGUUUCACCGGAAGAGGGCAGGGGGAAUCUGGGAGCAAUUGACAUCGGGGAUAACAUCUGUAGUUAGCGCUGCAAAAUACAAUGGCAGGAUUCGGCAGAGUACUCUGGUUGUGACAGCCAAUAGGUCGGACACACACGCUGUGUUUAAAUGCGAGGUUCGUGAGGGUUCAUUCCAGAUCGAACAGAUAACUACAGUUAAUGUAUAUUUUCCAGCAACCGCCAGAUUGUCAUCAGUCCCAACUACAGUGAAAGAAGGUGAUACUGUCACAUUGACGUGUAAAGCAAGAGGGGGUAACCCGACAUCGUACACCUACAUAUGGUAUUAUAACAUGUUACAGAUACUGAAUAUGACUUCAAGACAAUACAGAAUAUCAUCAAUCCAGUACAACGGAAGUGGGCAAUAUCGCUGUCGUGCGGUCAACUAUUCUCCAGGUGGCAUAGCUGAUGCAAUAUUGAAAUUGGAUGUUUUAUACAGAGCAAAAUGGGAUCCCAGUCUGCCGAGACUCCUCACCGUUUUUAGCAAACCAGGAGGACCAGCCAGGCUUACACUCAACGUCAUCGCCAACCCACGACCAACCAAUGUCACCUGGUAUCACCCAAAUCACAAGAUGGCAAAUGGGGAAAACUUCAUCCCCGCGGAAGUAAAUGGGAUAUAUACACUGAGCAAGGGAUCUGUAGGGACUCAAGACUAUGGAAACUACACCGUCAAAGUGACUAAUCCCGUUGGAAUGUCAUCUUUUGUUUUUGAACUUCUCAGCGGAGCUGCUCCAAAUGCCCCGACCAUUAAGAUCACCCGUAACGGGAGACUGGUGACGGUCGUGUUCGGGGCGCCGAUUCGGGAGUACACAGGUUUCCAGCUGAAGUUCUGUGGGCCAGGUCAGGCACCAAAAACAACAGGCUGCAGCGCGAUUCGCUUUAUCAACCAGGGACCAACGAAGUCAACUUACACAGCCAGUGUGACAAACGAGACCACGAUCUAUGUUUUCUACAUGGAUUUUUAUGUUGGAGAUGAUGUUGUUUAUAGUUCUGGUCAAGUGCAUCCUAAACAGGCCGUGCCUGCUGGAAGUAGUCCUGAUGGUGGCAUGAUAGCUGGCGUUGUUGUAGCCGUCGUCAUAGUUGUAGCUGUGGUGGUGGUGGUCGUCGUCCUACAUAGGAGGAACAUGGCAUGCUUCGCUGGUCGAAAUAAACCCGAUGACUCAAAUCAUGAUGAUGGGAAAACUGGCAAAACGGAAGCUGAUCCAGUUUUUCAUGACCCUUUAUACAUGAACGUCGUCAACAGGGCAUUUGAAGGUGGCGAUACUCCACAUGAACCGGUUUAUGUGAAUUCUCCUCAACAGAAUCCCGUGAAAGACGGCGGUGAAAAUCCGUAUGACGAAAUGGAAAAUCCAUAUGCUGACUUGAACAUCACGCCUGAUGUGAUCGCAAGCCAGACGUAUGCUGAAUUGAAAUAUUGAAAAUCGAGACGGAAAAUGAAAGAAGGUUUCACGACUGU